GUCAAGUCAGUCGAGUCAGACAAUUUUCUAACCUCUCACGUAUUUAAUUCUAACAAAUUUAUAAAAAUGCUACUUAAGCUUAGUUUUUUAGUUUUAUUCUUAAGUAUAAUAAAUGCAGAAAGUGGAAUAUUGCAAUCAGUUAGUGAUGACGAGUUACUUCAAUUGAUAAAGGACAGAGAAAAACUUAUCGUAUUGUUCACUAAACCUGAUUGUGAUGUAUGUACGAAGUUGAACAACAAUUUGGAAGGGCUAAAGGAAGACUUUAAGAAGCAUUUAAAUGCAGAUACAGUCAAGGCUUUGAAUAGCCAUCUAGCCAGGCUGUACAGCCCGACCAAGGAACCUGCAAUUGUCUUUUUUAGACAUGGGAUACCUUUACUGUACAGUGGUGAGCCUGAUGAAAAUGAAAUCUACGGGUUUUUGGAAAAGAACCAAUCACCAGUAGUAAAAGAACUCAAUGAUAAAAUCUUUGAGCACAUAACUCAAGCUGCUACUGGUGCAACUACCGGAGACUGGUUUAUUAUGUUCUACGGUGCAUCAUGCGUGGAAUGCCAGCGACUGCACGCAGUGUGGGAAGGCGUGGGCGCGACUCUCCGCGGGCGAAUUAACGUUGCGCGCAUAGACGCAAAUCUAGCCGGCCUUAAUACUGGCAAGCGGUUCCAGGUCUCUAAGCUGCCAGCGUUCUUAUUUUUCCGCCUUGGUAAAGUUUAUAGGUACAACAUUCCUAAAAAUGAUGUAAAAUCGUUCGUCACGUUUGCUCAAGAUUGGUACAAAAAUGCAAAGGCUGAGAGUGUGCCUCUUGUUUCAUCACCAUUUGACGAACUCGUGGACUGGUGUGUUGAGAUGAUUAAAUUUGGCGUUGCCCUUGGACUGGAGCUGCUGGCCAAGUACCCCUGGAUUUGGCAGAUCGGAGGAGCCGGUUUCGGCCUCGUAGCCAUCACGGCUCUUAUUGCGUUAGUCAAAGCUGGCCGAUCAAAACCAGCGAAGGAGACGAAAAAGGAGAAAAAGAGCAAAUAGGACGUUUUGAUUUUGAACAGUGGUUCUCAUCCUUUUUCUGCCAAUGACUAGUAAAUGGUCAAUGGUUAGGAAGUAAAUGCUUACAACGUGAAAGUCAAAAUGUUGAUUUAUUUUUCUAUUUAUAAAUUCUUCGGGCUUCUACUGGUGCUUCCAGGGACCAUUGGCUAAGAACCACCCAGAGAGACUGACUCAGCAUUUAUUUGAAAUACAGCCAGUGGCGUCAAAUUGUGAUUAUUUAUGUAUUGUAUGAUAUAAGUAUGUGUUUACAUUUGGUAUGUACAAAUAUUCGUGUCUGUUUAUAUAUUCUAAGUGGAUUCGUGCAAGAUUGACAAUAUAACAAAUUGCGUUAUUUUAAGUUUUAUCUGACAAAUAGGGGAUAGCUUCGUGCUAAUUUUUUGUCUUUAAAUACAUAUCCAGAAGAGUCUAGCUAGAUUCAAUACAUCUGAUGCCUGCCAACCCUGCCAUACAGUCUACUAUCACUGUUAGUGAGACCAGAUCAUUUUGGAUUUGAUUUAAGUUUCCGUCCUAAAUUAAGAUUAUGUAUUGUAAAAAUCUAGAUGAUCUAUCAUGAUAGUAAGCUGCAUUAUAUUAUAUUUUUCUACUUUUGUAUAAUCUAAAUAUUUUUAAUGAAAUAGAGUUUAGUUUGGUAUUGGUAGGUAUCUUUGGAAUAAUUUGUUAGUGAGACCAUUCCUUAAUUAAUUGAUUGUCAACCUUUUAUCAGGCUAGGGGAAGGCAUUUAUUUCCCAUAUAUGGCACUUCCAACAUGUGUUGUAUUUAGUAGGCCGGCGGAACAGGUUUUAGGUUACUUUUCUUAUUUUUUGAUAUAUGUGGUUAAUUAUUUUAUAGAGGAUAUUCACAGUCAUUUGGUAUAAAAUUUGGAAUAAUCCAUUCAGUCAUUUUCAUUUUAGAAGCAGUUCAAAGUCAGCAGUGGAAUGUGAAAUUGUUGAAAUUUUUCUAAUAAUUUGUUAGACCAAGUGGUGAAAAUGUUACAGUAUGUCAUACAUUUGUGGUCUACUCACAAAGCCCUUUCAUUUGUUACCCCACAUGGUAUGUU
Messenger RNA from Cydia strobilella, 2068 nucleotides. Its product is annotated as thioredoxin domain-containing protein. Lineage: Eukaryota; Metazoa; Arthropoda; Insecta; Lepidoptera; Tortricidae. The transcript has 6 exons. The coding region runs from base 67 to 1014 and encodes 315 amino acids. The record is from RefSeq and is a predicted model, not a curated record.